AUCACCUACGUGUCAAGCUCUAAACCCACUUUCUCUACUAUUUAUACUCACCAUUCCCAGUCGCCGCUUCUCCACAACAGCUUAGUAGUCUUAUCUGCAGUGUUACCAUGGCUAAGAGUCUUUGUUGCUUUUUGCUUUGCUUUCUUAUUCUCUUCAAUUACUGCUCGGCUCGGCAGCAAAAGUCUAGGCAGCAAAAUGAGUGCAGCAUCUCUAGACUCACUGCUCAGAAACCUUCCAACCGGAUCCAGUCAGAGGCCGGUGUGACCGAGGUCUUUGAUCAUAACAAUGAGCAAUUCCAGUGCGCGGGUGUGGCUGUUGUUCGCUAUACUAUUGAACCCAACGGCUUGCUUUUGCCUUCCUACGUCAAUGCGCCUCAACUCUUGUACUUCGUCCAAGGUAGAGGCUUGCAGGGAAUCCUGAUCAGUGGUUGUCCUGAAACCUUCCAAUCAUUCCAGGAAUCUCAGGAAGGGCAACAAGGAAGAGAACAGGAAGGGCAGCAAGGACAACAGGGACAACAAGGCCAGCAAGGACAACAAGGCCAGCAAUUCCUUGGAGACCAACAUCAGAAGAUCCGAGAGGUCGAAGAGGGUGAUGCUUUUGCAGUGCCCACCGGAUUUGGGCAUUAUAUCUAUAACAAUGGUAACAGACAGCUUGUUGUAGUUUCUGUCCUCGACGUCAGCAAUGAGGCCAACCAACUUGAUUUCCAACCCAGAAGAUUCUAUCUUGCCGGCAACCCACAAAAUGAAUUUCAGCAGCAACAGCAACAACAACAAGAACAACAACAAGGAAGCGAGGGCCAGCAGCAACAGCAAGAAGGGGGCGGCAGUGAGGGCAGAGGGCAAGAGAGUUCCGGCGACAACAUCUUCAGUGGUUUCGAUGCACAGCAGUUGGCUGAGGCAUUUAACGUGGAUGUCCAGCUCAUAAGGAAGCUUCAGGGCCAAAAUGACAGGAGGGGCAACAUAGUGAGAGUGGAGGGAGGCCUACAGGCACUGUUACCACCAAGGGGACAACAGGAGCGAGGAGAGCAACAGCAAGAUCACCUCCAUGCACGCGGAAAUGGCUAUGAAGAGACCAUAUGCAGCUUGAGGCUCAAACAAAACAUCGGUGAUCCAUGGAGAGCAGAUGUCUACACACCUAGAGGUGGACACAGGAGCAGCGUCACCGGCUAUGAUCUUCCAGUUCUCCAAAAGCUUGUUAAAUUAAGUGCUCAUAAAGGACGUCUAUAUCAGGGCGCAUUGGUGCUACCAUACUACAACGUGAAUGCCAAUAGUGUAAUCUACGCUAUAAGAGGCAGUGCCAGGAUUCAAGUAGUGCAACAGCAGGGCCAGACAGUGGCCAAUGAGGAAGUCCAGCAGGGUCAGGUGUUGGUUAUUCCACAGAACUUCGCUGCGUUGAUAAAAGCAAGGGAUUCAGGCUUUGAGUAUGUGGCGAUCAAGACUGAUGAAAAUGCCAUGAUUAACACUUUAGCCGGCAAUCUUUCGCUGAUGCGGGCUAUGCCAGUCCAAGUCAUAGCCAGCGCCUACCAGGCGUCCAAUAACGAGGCUAAGCAGCUGAAGCAUAACAGGCAGGAGAGCACUAUAGGGGCUCCGGGAAGUUCUAGGUCUGAGUAGAGGGCCUCUGCUUAAUGCAUCAGGUUUGUUUAUCAGGUUGUUGUAUAGGUUUGGAAAAUAAUAAGAGGCCAUAUUACUUGGCUUUUUUGUACCCCAUGAUGUACAAUGAGAGUUGAGUUUUUGCUCUUUAAUAAUAAUAAUAAUAACACCAAUAAUGCUUAUGCAGUAA
Messenger RNA from Vitis vinifera (wine grape), 1779 nucleotides. Its product is annotated as prunin 1 Pru du 6.0101. Lineage: Eukaryota; Viridiplantae; Streptophyta; Magnoliopsida; Vitales; Vitaceae. Bases 108 to 1610 code for a protein of 500 amino acids. Gene Ontology annotation, molecular function: nutrient reservoir activity. The transcript has 4 exons. The record is from RefSeq and is a predicted model, not a curated record.